AUGCCAGCAGGUCCUUAUGUUAAUUCCGAUGAUAUCGAGACUUUGAUAACUGAAGUUGAAGUCGCCGCAUCAACACACGCAAAUUUUAAUGAUGAUGUAAUAAGCCCUUCUCAGAGGCCUGACACAUCACUAUACCUCGCAUAUGCUAUCAAUUUUGAUCCUGAACCGUCAUCUCCCUCAAGUCCACCAGCCUUUCCUUACCCUCAUCCAGUGCAAACGCACGGGCAGUUCGAGCAUCUAGAGCAACACUACAGCACUUGUUGCGCCCGCAAAUUGAAGAUUUGUGACAUGGCUGUCAAAAAAUCACUUGCAAAUUUUACCUCGACAAAUCACAUUCAGUCAGUACUAGCAGGUCACACAGAAUUCUCUAAUGUCUCUGAGUCUAGGGUUACUUCUCCUGCACCGAGGGAUGCACCACAGAGUUGCCGCUCCCGCACUGUUGCCGUGCCGCCAUCAACCUGUCCAAAAGCUGGUGCCCCUGCGCAGCUAACAUUCACACUCGUUCAAAUGCAGAAAGAGAAUGAGCUCCUGGCACCUUCACGCACCAAGAAGCAUAAGCGUGUAUAUAAUCUAUUACAUUGUGACACUCGCAUCCUCCCUGGGCUGCAAAGUGUGUCUUUUGGUAUUGGUGACAAGGAGUAUGGAGAGAUAUAUGUUCCGUCUCAUUUUCUGGUGUUCCAAUGGCAAGGAUACCUCGGUCAACGCUAUCCGACAUACUUCCACAGGCACUUCCACUCCACACUGUCCGUCCAUGUCCUUUCCGUGUCCACUAUCUCUGUUGUUCUUGCCCAUGGGUUCCGGAUGCUCACACAGUAG
This is a messenger RNA of Suillus discolor, 816 nucleotides long. RefSeq lists its product as uncharacterized. Lineage: Eukaryota; Fungi; Basidiomycota; Agaricomycetes; Boletales; Suillaceae. Bases 1 to 816 code for a protein of 271 amino acids. The record is from RefSeq and is a predicted model, not a curated record. The transcript has 5 exons.